CCCCCCCCUGCCGCUGCCGGGCCUGUGCGGGGCCGGGCGGCGGCGGGGCCUUGUGGCCGCGCUUUGUCUGCGCCGGGCCGGGCUGCGAGGCACCGGGCUCAGGGGGACGGGGGGGGGGUCAUGGAUGGAGGCGGGCGUGGGGCACACCUGCUGCGGAGCGACGCGCCCGGUAGCGGCCGGGUUUUAGUGGUUGUUGUCGCUUUUUGCUUUUUUUUAGCGGGCCUCUGGGUUUGGGCUUCCAGCCGAGCUAACGGCGAUUUUCUGCCCGUCGUGGGUAGCGAGGGGUUGCUUGCAGUGCGUGGCUCCGGGUUAUUGCUCCGAGUCACCAGGGAGGGGUGGUGGUGAACUGGGUGCUGCUGGUUCGCGCCUCGGUUGCAAAUAGAUUGGUUUUGGUGAGAUCAAUCUGGGGGAAAUGUCCCGUUUUGAAUUGCCGUCUCACAACGGGCUUCCUGCUCGUGUUCGGAAAGCUCUUUGGCUUUAUUCCUGCAGCCGGGUUUGUGCUGGAGGAGUCCAAGUCCACAGGGACUCUCCAGGCUUAUCCAAGAGGCUGGACAGCAGGGUUGGGCAUUUGUGCCCUACUUACUGCAGGAGGAGCUGAUAGAAUCGUUAUUUUCAUUGUUCUGCUUGGGUAACUGUCCUCUGUAACCAUUUUUACACGUAUUUGGAAAUUUUCUCCAAACUGUACUUGUCACGGUUCUGUUGGAUGCGGUCAUAUGACCUCAAAAGGAUGUGAUCUUCAUGGUGAGCUGGUGGGAGAACUGAGUUGUAAAUCACCCCAAUGGAUGCGGACAGUGAUGUUGCAUUGGACAUUUUAAUCACAAAUGUAGUGUGUGUUUUUAGAACAAGAUGUCAUUUAAACUUGAGGAAGAUUGCAUUAGAGGGAGCAAAUGUCAUAUACAAGCGUGAUGUUGGGAAAGUAUUAAUGAAGCUUAGGAAACCUAGGAUUACGGCCACAAUUUGGUCCUCAGGAAAAGUUAUUUGCACAGGAGCCACAAGUGAAGAAGAAGCUAAAUUUGGUGCCAGACGAUUAGCUCGUAGUCUACAGAAACUAGGUUUUCAGGUAAUUUUCACAGAUUUUAAAGUUGUGAAUGUUUUAGCAGUGUGCAACAUGCCCUUUGAGAUAAGAUUGCCAGAAUUUACGAAGAAUAACAGACCUCAUGCGAGUUACGAACCAGAACUUCAUCCUGCCGUGUGCUACAGAAUAAAAACUCUCAGAGCUACCUUACAGAUUUUUUCAACAGGCAGUAUCACAGUUACAGGGCCAAACGUAAAGGCUGUUGCCAGUGCUGUGGAGCAGAUUUACCCAUUCGUGUUUGAGAGCAGGAAAUAAAUUUUAUAAUUCACCACUUGAUGGUUAGGUUUCCUAACCAAGCACCUUUAAAAGACUGCUGCACAUUGGACUAAAAGCAAAAAGGAAAACUGGACCAACUAUAGCAGAGGAAUACAGACUCUUUUACUUGUUCAUGGCCACAGUAUAAACUCCAGUCCUUUUGGAUUUUACUCUUAACAGUGCUGUAUUGUAAAAACAGAAGUUUACAAGAUAUGAAAUUGCUGCUUUUAAAAAGACAUUCUAUUUAUUUUUGCAGUAAUUUCUGUGUAUUCAUAAGCAAAGCUGUCACGAUGUGCACUACCUUUAAAACAUUUUUUUUAGUUUGAGCUUGUGUUUUAUUUGUGAAUAGUCUUUUACAUUUUUGUAUGCUGAAUAUUGGGCACCAAAGAAGCUGUAAAAGUUAUCUUUUUCACCUGAUGAAUGUGCACAAAUAAAAGUUUGGAAAAUAUUUCUCUUCAUACCUGUUCUGUUAUAUUCCUUUCCCUUUUUCUAUUACAUUAAAAUUGUAUAGUUGCAAAUUAAUUUGAAACGAUGUAGGAAUAGUCUUUUGCUGAUUACCUUCUGUUUCUAUUUGUAGUAUGUGUAAAAUUUUGUGUGUGGGUUAGAUUGAAAUCUAUAGUAGUUACGUAUGUUUAUCCGAGGAUGAAAUUUGGUUUGUUCCCAGUUCUCUUAACUACGUGCCAGAUUUCAAGUAUUUUCUUGCUGUUUAAAGAAGACAUUUCUAAAUAUAAAGGUCUACAACAACUAUUUUCCUGUAGAUGAUGAGGAAAUCUUACCAACUAAAGAAGCUACUGUAGAAAAAUUAACUGCCUUGUCCACCUGCUGGAUGCAAAAGGAAACAUUACUAUGUGAGCUUCGGUAUUUGGGAAAGUGCUGUUACGCUUCAACUCCGGAAGAUGGUAUGGUCACGCUAAUCCAGUCCCAGCCUCUUGCUGAAUGAUUAACGCAGGCCUUUUCUACACUCUCGUUACUGUAUAAUGUUUUCAUGACAGGAGCUGCCGACAAGCAAUGAAGCUUGAUUCUGGCAUGUAUUAUUAUUGGUAUUAAUCUUGGACUUGAAAGCCAGUAGAUGUUUCUCUCAGUAAGUGCACAUUUGAAGCAGAAGAGAGGUGAAUGCUUAAAAGUAACUGCAAAUGCUACUUUUAAAAAGUUACAAUAAAUAUAUGUAUAAAUGUA
Messenger RNA from Anas platyrhynchos (mallard), 2506 nucleotides. It is a transcript of the gene TBPL1, whose product is annotated as TATA-box binding protein like 1. The record is from RefSeq and is a predicted model, not a curated record. Gene Ontology annotation, biological process: DNA-templated transcription initiation. NCBI's taxonomy places the organism in Eukaryota, Metazoa, Chordata, Aves, Anseriformes, Anatidae. Gene Ontology annotation, molecular function: DNA binding.